AUGCACUGCGCAGCCACGGCCUCAAUGGAAAAGUGCACGAGACAAGUGGCCCGGUGUCGUUUUCUCGUGAGGGGAAGGGCGAAGGAAGGCUUGGAAGAAGAGGAUGACGGCAAGAAGCUGGUCAACGGGACUGAACGAAAGAACGACCGGAUGAACGACCAGACGUCGCUCAAAGCGACGACUUCAGCCGACUUUUGUGGUGGAACUGACUGCGGCGUGAAUGGCAAAGCUGCUGCUGGGUCAACAGUUGGCUACGCGAUUCGACAACGCGACGACAAGACGCAAAAACGACAAGAACAGGGACAAGGACAGGCAGACCCGAGAGAUGGAGAAGAGAGAGAGAGAGAGAGACGAGGGGGCAAGGCAAGACUCGAGGGGGAGCGAACAAGCUCCAAGUAG
Molecule: messenger RNA, 399 nt
Organism: Peronospora matthiolae
Lineage: Eukaryota; Oomycota; Peronosporomycetes; Peronosporales; Peronosporaceae
Source: the annotation of a GenBank genome assembly